Armigeres subalbatus is the source of this 4907-nucleotide messenger RNA. It is a transcript of the gene Sfmbt, whose product is annotated as polycomb protein Sfmbt. Gene Ontology annotation, biological process: negative regulation of DNA-templated transcription; heterochromatin formation. The record is from RefSeq and is a predicted model, not a curated record. Bases 494 to 4213 code for a protein of 1239 amino acids. The transcript has 8 exons. Gene Ontology annotation, molecular function: chromatin binding; zinc ion binding. NCBI's taxonomy places the organism in Eukaryota, Metazoa, Arthropoda, Insecta, Diptera, Culicidae. Gene Ontology annotation, cellular component: nucleus.
ACGAAAUUUGUUUCACUUUUCGAACCAUCAAACUGACUGUGCUGUGAACUUCAAGCGAAAGAGUUUAGGAAGUCGCGUUCGCUUUAAUUUAUCGUUCCGUCGGUCGAAACCAGUGCGCGGAAGGUUUCAACUCGCGAUUUCUCGAACGGAGCGCAAGAAAUUGCAUCUGCCUAUGGUCCCGGUGGAAGUAACGGAGAUAAUUGUACGGAGCAGGAACAUUCUCCGCGCGGCGCAUACGGAACAGCAGGGACCAAGAAGAAGAAGACCUACUCGGUUUGUUGGAGGAACGCAGGUCCCGUAGGAAAAAGUUGGAAGAAGAUCACGUCAAUCGACGAAAAGUUUGCUCGGGAUUUUGUUAUUUUCCGGUGGCGGAUCUGGAGGACAAUCACACAGUGCGGAAUUUCGCAACAGUGGUGCAAUUUUGUGCGGAACAAGUGUCGCGGGGCAGUUUCCCGUGCGCCAGCUAUGAGCAGUUAGCUGUUUCCAAACUACUAUGAAUGUUUUCAACCAAGUGAUACCUAGUAUGAAUCCACAAGAACUUAGUACUAUGGUUUGGAUGGGACAGUUCGCCUCGCCACUGGAUGAAAACCUAGCGAACAUCUAUGGACAGCCAGUGCCCGCCGUGAUGGACGACAUCUCGCAGCCGUCUCCCUCUCUGGACAUGAACCCAGCGAUCGGAUCGCUGAUUGGGGACUACAGCGGCCACGUGACGGCAAUCCCGACACCCUCGGGUGGUCUGGCGACGAUUCCGAAUCCCGAUCUGGCCAUCACCAAUCCGGAGCUAUUCAACCUCCAGCAGCAACAGUUGCAGCUGCAACAACAGCUCAGUUUGGGUAAUUAUAGCUUUCUGGAGCAGAGUGGGCUUGCUGGGCAGCUGGCUGGAGCAGGCGCUGGCUCCGGUGGCGUUGUAGGUCACGAUGGGGAUGAUUCAACCGGUGCCACGAGGAUGAUCGACGACGACGACGAGGACGACCACCUGAACGAUGAAGAGCAUGCGAUGCAAACCUACGAACACUACCAAAGGAUGGUGGAAGCUGGAAGCGAAUUCCUCUCAGUCACCGGUCAGGAAAAUCUACUCGGGUACAAGCUGAUGAAUGAAGCGCAACUGCUGCAACCCCAGGGAAGUUUUCUAGAUUAUGAUGGCGGUGCCAAUGGGGAUGGUUCUUCGAGCCCAAUUCAUGAAGGCAUCAAAAUGGCAGGAAUGGCAGAACAGAUGGCAGCGGUUGCCAACGCGAUGGCGCCUGGUGCGUCGGGUAGGGGUCACGGGGGAGGAGGCCAGGACUCUAGUGGGCCAUCGGUUCGCUUUACGAACAAGAAAAUCAAACCGGUUAAACGACCCGGGCUAGUACUGAAGACGCCUAUCGCCUAUAAAGGUGAUAUCGAUCCAUCAGUGAUACCGAUUCAGCGCGAUGGAAUGGCAAUUUGUGAAAAGUGUGGUGCAAUAGGCGUGAAACAUUCGUUCUACACCAAGCAGCGCCGAUUCUGUAGCAUGAACUGUGCCCGCUCCUUCGACACGUUACGUUUGUACAACAGUUCUUCAUCGGCACCGUACGGCAAGUCGGCGGCAAUAGCAGCCAGUCUGGAGGAUAGCAUUCCCUCACUGGCAACACCCUCGGCACUGCCGCCCGAUCAACUGAUAGACGACUCUGCGGACGAAGAUUCUUCAAACACGGCGACGGCGAUUGCUGGCGCCGACGUUGACGUCGAUAGCAAGCAUCUCCUCCAACAGCAACUUGCCUUGCAACAACAGCAGCAGCAGCUUCAGCAGCAACAACAACAACUUCAGCAACAGUUUCAACACCAGCAGCAACAACAACAACAAGUACAAAACAUCAGCUAUAGAUUCAAGAUGUCUCAAGCUGGAAGCGACAAUAGCAACCACGGUGUACAUAGCGACAAAUCAAUCAGCCACGAAAUAGUUCCCCAGGACGAGGUCCCUCAGCUCCCGCGGGGAACUAGAUUGCCUUCACCGUGCCCUCAGGAUGAGCGUAUCAUCAGCAUCCGGCGGAAACCGCACGAGUUUAUCAAUUCGUUUGACUGGACUUCAUCGCUGGCGGAUGCGACCUUUUUCGCCGCUCCGGUAACAUGCUUCCGACACGCUCCAGGUUACGAGAUGUGGCCCAACGUGGUCAUCGGAAUGAAGGUCGAGGUGGAGAAUACCGACGUCGACCUGCAGCAGUCACUCGUCAGCGGUACGCCCCACUCGUUUUGGGUGGCCACCGUCCUCAGAAUCUGCGGCUACAAGGCUCUCCUGCGUUACGAAGGAUUCGACACGGAUUCGUCUAAAGACUUCUGGGUAAAUCUGUGCUCGUCCGAGGUGCACCCGGUCGGGUGGUGUGCAACGCGCGGCAAGCCUCUAAUUCCGCCGAAAAGUAUAGCCAAACCGUACAAAGACUGGAAAGAGUUUCUGGUGAAGCGUCUAUCCAAUGCGCGAACACUUCCAUCAACGUUCUACAACAAAAUAAGCGACAGCUUCAAGUCACGCUUUCGGGUGGGUUUAAACCUGGAAGUGGUAGACAAAAAUCGCAUCAGCCAGGUGAAGGUCGCCUCCAUCAACAAGAUCGUGGGCAAGCGAUUGUACGUGCGAUACUACGACAGUCCUCCGGAUGACAACGGGUUCUGGUGCCACGAAGAUUCCCCACUGAUUCAUCCGGUCGGGUGGGCCACAACCGUCGGACAUAACCUUGCCGCGCCCGAAGAGUACAUGGACCGAAUGAAUGCCGCCCGGGAUCAGAUUCUCGAACCGAACGAAGAUGACGCCACCAUGGACCUUUUCAAAACCAAUUUCCACUUUGAGGAGUACUACCUGGAGGGCAAGCAGACUGGCUUCGAGGAAGGUAUGAAACUGGAAGCCAUCGACCCGCUGAAUCUGUCGUCAAUUUGCGUGGCCACCGUUAUGUCGGUGCUCAAGUUCGGCUACAUCAUGAUCCGAAUUGAUUCGUACGAUCCGGAUGUCAGCGGGGCGGAUUGGUUCUGCUACCACGAGAAGUCGCCGUGCAUUUUCCCGGUUGGAUUCUGCAUAUCCAACCAGAUCACGUUGACGCCUCCGAAAGGAUACGAUCUGACGACAUUUACCUGGGAGCAAUACUUGGUGGACACGAACAGUAAACCGGCAACGGAGGAUCUGUUCCACCGGGACCCGAUCAGACAAAAGUUCAAGAUCGGAAUGAAGCUGGAAUCUGCCGAUCUGAUGGACCCAAGACUGAUUUGCGUGGCGACGAUUUCGCGCGUCGUUGGCCGGCUGCUAAAAGUGCACUUCGACGGCUGGGACGACGAGUACGACCAGUGGCUGGACAGCGAAAGCCCGGACAUCUACCCGAUCGGAUGGUGCGUGCUGGUGAGUCACAAACUGGAGGGACCGCGCAUACUGCCGAAAAUUCCGCCGCCGCAGAAAAUUUCCCCCAAGACGACCACCAAGAAGGGCAAACGGAAGAAAAAGGUUAUGAAGUUCGAGCUGGCCCCCACCGGAGACAUGCUUCCACUUCCGACGACGCGCACCGCAUUGGUCAAGAAAGAGCAUGAACAGUUCCAGCAGCAGAAGCUGCUUAGCACGAGCUCGGCCACGAUUCCCUACUCGAUAGGACAGCUGAACAGCAAUCUGGACCAGAAUCAGUACACCAACGCGACGGCGACGGUCGCCCUGGAAUCGUCUCACAGUAGAAGUACCGCAAGCGGAACUUCAUCGUCGCUCCUGUCGAUCAAGCAUGAACCUCCGCACGAAUCCAUGCUGGGGCCCAUCUUCGACCACUCCACCGAAAGCAUUGGCGUCGACGACGACGACAUGGGUGGGCUGAAAACGGAAGACGAGGACGGCGAAUCGAACAGUGCCACCGGAAAUCCCUCGUCCGCACCGUCGGAAAUCACCGACAUCGAGAUGGACAAAAUCAUUCCAAGGCUGAUCAACAACGAUAACGGGAGCAGCUCACCGGAGCCGGUUGGCGGCGGCCAAAUAGCGCCGGACAGUUGGGACGUAAAGGACGUGGCCAUGUUCCUGACGGCAAACGACUGUGCGAUGCACUGUGAACCCUUCAUGGCGCACGGCGUAGACGGCAAACGGCUCCUGCAGCUCAGCAAGGACGACAUCAUUACCCUGCUCAACAUGAAGGUAGGCCCCUCCCUGAAAAUCUACGAUCUCAUUCAGCAGUUGAAAUGCAAAAUCGACCCCAGCAAAUCGCGACUACUGAAGUCCAGUUUGGGGAAGAAGUAUUUGUAGUAGCAAUAAGGGGGGUGAAGCAGAGGGAGCUUGGGGAUGGCGCGGAAUGUCGUCGUCAGGGAAGGGGAUCAAAAUGCCCAAGAGUAUUAACUUAUUUCCUGUUCUUCAUUUGCUGCACCACCUGCUGGUUUAUUUAGGAUUCUUUUUCGUUUUUAUUAGUGGUUUUUUCGUCUAGCAAAGUUUAAAAGCUUUCUUUUUUACAAUUAUCAAAAGUACUCUUUCUGUUGUGAUGAAGCGAAUCAGUUUUUUAAUAGUGUCCAGGAGGAUUCCAAAGCUUUUGUGUCAAAAUUGAGGGAGUCAGAUUUGUGCGCUAGGUAUUGGAACCGCCAUUUCCAGUGAUCAUCGGAAUGCGAGGUAGAGGGGAAUCUUGAAAGCAAUGUACCAAAAAUAAGAACAAGAAGCAAACGACAGAACAAUGGGAAUGUAAUGGGACAAAGUGGCCAGAUGGUAGAGGACGAUGUGCGCGGUGAAUUCUUGCUCGAAUGGCUUAUAAAUAACAAUACAAAACAAAUCUGCAUAGAAAGUAUACACGCGAACUUGUAUAAAGGUAAACGCUAACGUAAAGUAGUAGUAUGAUGGUUCAGAAUUUAUUAGAAUAUCUUUUUUACGAAAAAAGAGAAAGUAAACAAGUAUAUUUAGCAUAGUGAAGAAAUGGAAAGAAAUACAAAUCAAAGAAGUGAUGUUUCUUGAGAAA